AUGGACACUCUAUACUCAAAUGCCAUGAACAACAACUACAUCAACACCUACAACCACCAUUCGGUUCAACCCCCCCAAAACCGGCGCAACGUUGAUCCCACAACAGUGGGGGCCGGUUCAGACAAACCGGACCAUUAUGACUCCGUCCUCAAGUACCUGAACCAAAUGCUCAUGGAAGAAGACGACUUACAAGAAAAGCCAUGUAUGUACAACGAGUGUUUAGCCCUACAAGUCGAAGCAGCUGAAAAGUCAUUGUACGACAUCCUAGUUAACAAGAACCCCGAAGAACAACAACCGUUUGACACGUACCAGUAUUGCGCGGAGAGCCCACCGGAAUAUUCCACCGGAACUACAAGCAGUGACGACAGCAGUAGUAAUUUCAGUCAUCUUACCAGAAAGAGAAGCCCGGUUCAAGAAGAAGAACGAGAAGCUAAACUUGCAACCAUUUCAGAGCUGGAAACCGAUCAACCCGAAGAAGAUUUGCUGUUAUAUGAUCCCGAUCCUCAACGGAUCGAGUUAGGUAAAAAGAGGAAUGAGUUCUCAAAAAGAGGAAGACCACGAGGGAAGAAAAACACAAACAAUCAAGAAAUCGUGGUCGAUUUACGGGAUUUGCUAACUCAAUGUGCACAAGCGAUUACAAACAACAAUUCUAAUUCUAUCUAUGGAGUGUUGAGAAAACUCAAACAGCAUUGUAAUCCAAACGGAGAUGCCACCGAGAGACUCGCGUAUUAUUUCGUAAACGCGAUCGAGGCCCGCUUAGCUGGCAACGGGGCCGAGCUUUACCGGGCGGCUAACCUUAAAAAAAUAUCGGCGGUUCAGAUCUUACGGGCUUACCAUUCUUACAUGGUUGCAUGCCCAUUUCACCGAAUGUCAAAUAUUUUCGCCAACGGGUCAAUCGAGAAGCUAUCAAGAGGGAAAGAUAAGCUUCACAUUAUAGAUUUUGGAAUCUUAUACGGGUUUCAAUGGCCAUGUUUUAUAAAAAAACUGUCUAUGCGACCCGGUGGCCCGCCUGUGCUCCAAAUCACGGGUAUUGACCUUCCGCAACCCGGGUUCCGACCCGGGGAGCGGGUUGCGGAAACGGGUCGCCGUCUUGCAAAAUUCUGCAAGAGGUUCAACGUCCCAUUUGAAUUCCACGGGAUUGCAAAGAAAUGGGACGAGAUUGGAAUCGAGGACUUGAAGAUCGAUAGAAAUGUGUUGACAGUUGUUAACUCGGUUAACAGGUUACGGAAUAUUCUAGACGAGACAGUUGUUGAGAAUAGCCCGAGGGACGCGGUGUUGCGGUUGAUACGAGAGAUCAAUCCGGACAUGUUUGUUCUCGGGAUUCUCAAUGGGACCCACAAUGCACCUUUUUUGUUGAACCGGUUUCGAGAGGCGUUGUUUCAUUUCUCGACUUUGUUCGACAUGUUUGACCAGACAUCGGAUAGAGAGAGUGUAGAUAGGCUUUGUUAUGAGCAGGAGGUGUAUGGGCGGGAGGUGAUGAAUGUGGUGGCGUGUGAGGGAACAACGAGGGUGGAGAGGCCGGAGACUUAUAAGCAGUGGCAGUCGAGGAAUGUCAGGGCGGGAUUCCGGCAGGUGGGAUUGUUCAGGGAGAAGGUGGAGGAGGUGAAGAGUAAAGUAAGGUUGGAGUAUCAUAAGGAUUUUCUUGUGGAUGAAGAUGGGAAAUGGAUGUUGCAAGGAUGGAAAGGGAGAGUUCUUUAUGCUUGUUCUUUGUGGAAACCUGCUUAA
Messenger RNA from Lactuca saligna, 1725 nucleotides. Lineage: Eukaryota; Viridiplantae; Streptophyta; Magnoliopsida; Asterales; Asteraceae. The record is from the annotation of a GenBank genome assembly.